UUCAAAUACAAAGAGAACAGACUAGAGAAAUCAGAAAUAAUAAUAGAAUCUAUAUCGGUUUUCAUAAGUGAAUUUGUUUUAACUUGGUAAAUUUUAUAAUGGCUUUGAAUAAAUUUAUGCAUCCCCGUAAUAUUUAUAAAACACCUCCUGAUUUUUCAAAGCUGGCCAAAAAGUACAAGGAGUUCUCUGAUGUAGCAAAAGUGGACAUUACAGGAAAAGUGAGCAUUGACUUUAAAGACCCACAUGCAUUGAGAACUUUAACCAAGUAUUUAUUAAAGUCAGAUUUUAACCUUGAUGUAAAUAUUCCUGAAGAUCGUUUGGUACCUACACUUCCUUUGAGACUCAAUUACAUAUUAUGGAUUGAAGAUUUAUUGACGGCAAUGAAUAAAAAUAGUUCUAUAUUAGGCAUUGAUAUUGGAACUGGAGCAUGUGCUAUAUAUCCAUUAUUGGCUGCUGUGAAAAAUAAAUGGAAUAUGCUUGGAACCGAAAUGGAUGAAGAAAGUCUAGAGAAAGCAAGAGACAAUAUUGAGAGGAAUAACUUACAGCAUCUUAUUGAAUUGAAAAAGAACGUGUCAACAUCUAUAUUUGAAUGUGUAUUUACGGGUAACAAUGACCAAGUUUAUGAUUUUUGUAUGUGCAAUCCACCUUUCUAUACAAACAUACAAGAAUUAUUAGAAUCUCGAAGCCCAGCCAGACCAGAACCGAAAAAUGGCUUUACUGGAUCUUCACAUGAACUAAUAACUGAAGGAGGCGAACUACAAUUUUGUAGAAAAAUUAUAGCAGAAAGCAAAAUUUAUAAAAACAGAAUACUAAUAUUUACAACAAUGGUUGGUCAUAAGUAUAAUUUGAAAGAACUGAUAUUAGACUUAAAAGCAGAAAGCAUUGAGCACACAACAACUGAAUUUUGCCAAGGGCGUGUGACACGAUGGGGUUUAGCUUGGACAUAUAAAGAUUAUCACUUGUCUAAGUUAGUUGUACCGAAGCAUAUAUCUCGAAAAAAGAAUGUACCGUUAAUAAUAAUAUUACCAGACUUACCAGAACCUGAAAAUGAUAUAAAUAGUUGUCUAGAAAAAAUAAAAGUAAUGCUAAUAGAUUUAAAAAUAACUUUUAAAGUUAUUAAUAAAAGAAGAAACGAAAUAAGCCUUAGUAUUAUUGCUUAUAACAAUACCUGGUCUAACCAACGGCGAAAAAGACGACUUUCUAAACAAACAUCGGAAAUCCAACACAAACAACCUAAACAUGAUUUAGAAAUGCACAUAAAUGAAAAACCAAGACCUAUAGACAUUUCAAAUAAACAACAGAUUUCUGCUUCUAAACAUAAAGAAGUUGUAGAAGAAAUAAUUUCUAAUGAAGCAAGUAUACACACGGAUCAACAAGAAAUUAUUGUUCAUGGUAUUAUGAAAAUUUUUAUGAAAGACAAUCACCCAAAUGUGGAAUUGGAAUUUUUAAACGGAAAAGCUGGAAAAGAAGGGUUACAUCAAGUAAUACAGUAUAUAAAAAACAAUUGGAAAUAAAUGUUUAUAAAAACGA
This is a messenger RNA of Nymphalis io (European peacock), 1530 nucleotides long. RefSeq names its product U6 small nuclear RNA (adenine-(43)-N(6))-methyltransferase. Lineage: Eukaryota; Metazoa; Arthropoda; Insecta; Lepidoptera; Nymphalidae. The record is from RefSeq and is a predicted model, not a curated record. Gene Ontology annotation, biological process: rRNA base methylation. Bases 99 to 1514 code for a protein of 471 amino acids. The transcript has 7 exons. Gene Ontology annotation, molecular function: 23S rRNA (adenine(1618)-N(6))-methyltransferase activity. Gene Ontology annotation, cellular component: nucleus.